Molecule: messenger RNA, 1461 nt
Organism: Diachasmimorpha longicaudata
Lineage: Eukaryota; Metazoa; Arthropoda; Insecta; Hymenoptera; Braconidae
Product: keratin, type I cytoskeletal 10-like
Exons: 3
Coding region: 616-1233 (205 amino acids)
Source: RefSeq, a predicted model, not a curated record
UUUGCUCCAACCCCAGUCGUAGAUAACAAAGAAAAAUGGGAGGGUUAAUAAAAAUUAGUGAAAAAAAAAAAUUUUUCCUCAGUAUGUGACACAAUCUCUGAUUACCCAAUCCCAAUCAAAUCCACUGGACAUUCCCCCCCCCCUCUCCUCUCAAAAAAAGUACCUCAAGCCCAUCGAGCCAUAUCGGAUACGGUAUAAUUCACUUUUCUGGUACCAAUAUAUCCGAUCACUGCGGUCACCACAAAACACGAGUCGUCAGCAAAAAUUUCAAAAAUUUGCGGACCAGUCUCCAACAAUUGCCUUAUUAAAAUGUUUCAUGUCGAGGCUGUGAUUGAACUGGAACGAUUUAGUUUAAAAAUAAGGAUUGCAAAGGGUAUUUCAUAAUUUAUCGGUGGCAAACAGCACUGCCGGUGACAAUAAAACAAAUACCUCAUCCUUGAUCAGCGUUAACAAACUCCUCUCAUUUCAUUUUAUUGCGACAGUUUAAUUUGUCAAACUCUCUGGCCACUCUUUCUCGAAACUAUUGCGUUAUUACGGUUUAAUGAAUGAACAUAGAUAUAAGAGCGGAGACGAAGCUGUUAUUGUUUAGUAUAUGAUAAGAAUCUGUGAUAAGACAUGUCUCGAUUUUGCAUUAUUCUUCUUGCUGUUGCGAGCGCCAGUGCGCGUCCGAUUAUUUAUUAUUUAGGGGGUGAUAAUUAUGGAGUUGAAUUGGCGGCGAUUAGGGAACCGGUGGCAGCUGCUAGUGUCCAAGUAGAUAUGGGAAAACUUCCGAAAAAUUCUGCUGGUAAAACUGAGGAGUCCGGGUACCACAAGGAAUUCGGUACUGAUGCAGACGGCGAAAAGGGCUUCGAGUCAGGAACUUACGCCCACGGCCAAAAUGGUUACAAGGAACUUGACACAUUUCACAAGCAAGUAGGUGACAAGUACGGGUUCGAAGAGCACUCGGAGUUCGGUUACGGUAAAGGAAAGCAAUCUGGUGGAGGUCAUGCCCAGGAGAAGAGCGACGACGCCGCGGAAGCAGGGACAAGCGCCGAGUCGUAUUACGUAGACGGAAGCUCUUCCGGAAGUGGCGAGUACUUGGGUGGUGGUGAAAUUUACGCUGCCGAUGGAGAUGGUGGUAAUUAUAACGAGUACUCCGGAGGCAGUGGUGAAGGAACAUAUUCCGAGUCCAGCUCGUACUCAACAGGGUCCCAGGAUGGCGAUAAGUCCGGCAGCGGGGAAUAUUCCUACUGAUCUAGACGCCGAUCACCCCACCAAUUACCUCUGUAACAUAAAUAAUAUUUUAAAUUUAAAGACAACAAUAUAAAAUAAAAAUUUAAUUAUUCAUCACGAGAAUCACACUCGCACCACAUUCGAGAUAUUCUACUGAUAUCCAUUGAUAUAUUAUAAUCAUAAGACAACUCAUGUACCCUUCAACUUUGUCUAAACAUUCAUAAAUAAAAUAUAAUUUAUUACCCCAGU